AUGUCAGAUCCAACCAACCCUUCGCAUCCGGAAGGAGAGAUACAUCCUAUACCACUCAACCCAUCCAACGCCGAACCUUCACAUCCCCUAGACCCAGCUUUACCGCCCAUAUCUACCCAGGUGACACAGCAGGAUGAGGUAGUUGAGAAUGUUCAGAGUAUACCGACCACGCCUAAAGUUCACAUCAAAGUCCUGAUCAUCUCCGGACAGAGUAAAGUACUAUCGUUUGAACCUGAAUUGACAGUUGGGAGAAUUAAAGAGUUGAUUUGGAGUUCAUGGCCUUCUGAAUGGACAGACCCUGCUCAACCCCCUUCACCAAGUUAUCUUAGAAUAUUACAUGCAGGUAGGAUAUUACAGGAUGAUUCAACUUUAGCAUCAAACAACCUACCAGUCUCUGAAACAUCCUCAUUACCUACCGUUAUACAUAUUUCAGUGCGAUCAUUCUCGAUCAGAGCAGAUGACGAUCCCAAGAAAUCCCACGGACUAGGUCGAACGACCAGCGCAGCAAGAUCCCAUCGAGGUGAAGAUGAUGUUGGAGGAUGUAAAUGCAAUAUCAUGUGA
Kwoniella mangroviensis CBS 8507 is the source of this 561-nucleotide messenger RNA. RefSeq lists its product as uncharacterized. The coding region runs from base 1 to 561 and encodes 186 amino acids. The record is from RefSeq and is a predicted model, not a curated record. Gene Ontology annotation, molecular function: protein binding. The transcript has 5 exons. NCBI's taxonomy places the organism in Eukaryota, Fungi, Basidiomycota, Tremellomycetes, Tremellales, Cryptococcaceae.